Acyrthosiphon pisum (pea aphid) is the source of this 1089-nucleotide messenger RNA. Its product is annotated as peroxiredoxin. Gene Ontology annotation, cellular component: mitochondrion; cytosol. Gene Ontology annotation, biological process: hydrogen peroxide catabolic process; cellular response to stress; response to oxidative stress. The transcript has 8 exons. Lineage: Eukaryota; Metazoa; Arthropoda; Insecta; Hemiptera; Aphididae. The record is from RefSeq and is a predicted model, not a curated record. Gene Ontology annotation, molecular function: thioredoxin peroxidase activity. The coding region runs from base 273 to 992 and encodes 239 amino acids.
UUAACCCACUACCACGGAAUAUACAUUGAAUAUACUAAUUUAUAUGCUUACUACCUACCUCUCUGCAUAUUAUUAUUUAGUUGGUUUUUUUUUUUAUUUCUAGUGAAUCACUACAGGUACAAUACAACUUACACAACAAAUAUUAUUAUACCGACAUAUUAUAUUUACAUCUGCUCAUCAUUUCAUAGGUUUCCAUUAAUCGUCUCCCUAAACUUUAGGUCCGAGAGUGACGUCGUAUCGGCGAUUGAUAAUUGACUAUUAUAUUGGCCAUCAUGUUUAGAAAAUUUGCAUCUGCGGUUUCAACAGUUCGCUUAGCACAGCAAAAUUUCCAGAAUAUUCCAAAGUUUAGACAAAUUUCAAUUACUAAUUCAGUUACACGAUCAUUUUCUUCAUCUCCAGUGUUUAAUAUUAAGGUGCAAGAAGCAGCACCCCAAUUUGAGGGUAAAGCAAUUAUUGAUGGACAAAUAAAAGAUAUAAAACUAUCAGAUUUUGCGGGAAAAUACUUGGUUUUAUUUUUUUAUCCUUUGGAUUUUACAUUUGUUUGUCCAACUGAACUAGUGUCAUUUAGUGAUCACAUUGAUGAAUUCAAAAAAAUUGGUGUAAAUAUAGUUGGAUGUUCGUGUGAUUCACAUUUUUCACAUUUAGCAUUUGUUAACACCCCUCGAAAGCAUGGUGGUUUGGGUGGUCUGUGUUAUCCACUAUUGUCAGAUUAUAAUAAGGAAAUUGCCAAAGCAUAUGAUGUUCUUAUUGAACCAGACGGCAUACCACUCCGUGGCCUUUUUAUUAUAGACCCUAAAGGCAUAAUAAGACAAAUUACCAUUAAUGAUCUGCCAGUAGGACGUAGUGUAGAUGAAGUUCUAAGACUUGUUCAAGCUUUCCAAUUUGUUGACAAACACGGAGAAGUUUGUCCCAUGAACUGGAAGCCAAAUAGUCCAACUAUUAAACCAGAUCCAAACCUUUCAAAAGAAUAUUUUGGUAAAGUUAACAAGUGAAUUAUAGUUCAAUACUGAAAGUACUCAAAAAUAAUUAAAAGUACUUAAAGAUAAACAUGAAUAUUAAUUUAAAAUAAAGUCAUUGAUUAAGAUUUUA